GUUAUUAGUACGCGCCACCACGCACACGCACAGCGGCUGCACAUUUGCACAAAAUCCUAUCAGCAGGUCCAGCAGAGCCGGCCGCGACCGCGAGAGAGGGAACGCACGACGCGAGCAGUCCAUCCGUCGUUCGCCAUGGCUGAGGAGGAGGCCAAGAAGGUGGAGGUGGAGGUCACCGAGGCGCCGCCCACCGCCGCCGCCGCGGAGCCGGAGCCCGCGGCCAAGGACGUCGCCGAGGAGAAGGCCGUCAUCCCCGCCCCCGCCGAGGAGGAGAAGCCUCCCGUCGACGACUCCAAGGCGCUGGCCAUCGUCGAGAAGGUUGCAGAUGAACCUCCUGCCGAGAAACCAGCAAAAGGGGGAUCUAAUGACAGAGAUAUCGCUCUUGCAAAGGUGGAAAGUGAGAAGAGGAACUCAUUGAUCAAAGCAUGGGAGGAAAAUGAGAAGACAAAAGCUGAGAACAAGGCUUCAAAGAAGCUAUCUGCUAUUCUUUCAUGGGAGAACACGAAGAAAGCUAACAUAGAAGCUGAACUGAAGAAGAUUGAGGAGCAACUGGAAAAGAAGAAGGCUGAAUAUGCAGAGAAGAUGAAGAACAAAGUCGCGAUCGUCCACAAGGAAGCUGAGGAGAAGAGAGCAAUGGUCGAGGCAAAGCGUGGUGAGGAAGUUCUGAAGGCCGAGGAGAUGGCAGCCAAGUACCGUGCCACUGGCCAUGCUCCCAAGAAACUCAUCGGGUGCUUUGGGGCCUAAAGAAAUUUUCGGUUCACAACGAGCAAACGUGAAGUGUUCAUCAGUGGUUGCUUUGCUUCUCUCACCCUCCCAAGUGCGUAGUGUGUUUGUUGGUGCAAGAAAGGUCGUGCCUGGUGUGUAAAGUCUGGUGUUGCUGUAUAUACAUAUUGCUCCCAAGACAGAUACGUUGGUGCUGUACAUGUUUGAUGCUUGACAGGCAACAUUCUUAUGUGUAGUUAAGGAGUCACAUUGUUAUUGUUAUUGACAGUAAGCUGUUUGUUCUUUUCCUUGUCUCUGAAUUUUAUCUUCUUUU
Molecule: messenger RNA, 1036 nt
Organism: Oryza brachyantha (malo sina)
Lineage: Eukaryota; Viridiplantae; Streptophyta; Magnoliopsida; Poales; Poaceae
Product: remorin-like
Exons: 5
Coding region: 136-744 (202 amino acids)
Source: RefSeq, a predicted model, not a curated record